AUGGUCGUUGAUCAGCCGCAGCAUCGACGCCGAGCUUCUGGUUUCAGAAGAGUCCGUGAUACGCGCGAUCUUAGACCUUACGUAAAUCCUCAGCCUUCGGGCAGACGAAUGGAUGCUAGUGGGGUAUUUUUGUCGCCAUUGAGGCAAUUGACUACCAACAUCCUCGAUACGUAUCAUAUCUGCAACCCGCAGUUUAGAUACGAAUCUGCGCACAAUCCGCGGAGGGUGCUCACGAAGCCGAGUAAGCCGUCGCACAACGAAGGUUACGACAACGAGGAUUACGAUUAUAUUCUCUACGUCAAUGAUUGGCUGGGAAACGAGGAUGGUCACAAUCGAUAUCUCAUUCUGGAUAUUCUUGGUCAAGGAACCUUUGGUCAGGUGGUGAAAUGUCAGAACAUGAAGACCCACGAGAUCGUGGCAGUGAAAGUGGUAAAAAAUAAGCCUGCGUACUUCAACCAGAGUAUGAUGGAAGUCACGAUCCUAGAGCUGCUCAACAAUUCGUGCGAUCCACAUGAUGAGCAUCAUAUCUUGCGACUUCGCGACUCGUUCAUCCAUCGAAAUCAUCUAUGUCUUGUAUUUGAGCUGCUCUCCUCUAACCUCUAUGAGCUCAUCAAGCAAAACCAAUUCCAAGGACUGAGCACACAACUCGUGAAAGUGUUUACUGCUCAGUUGUUGGACGCUUUGACUGUGCUCAAGGAUGCACGCUUGAUUCAUUGUGACCUGAAACCAGAAAACAUUCUGCUUAAAUCGCUCCAAUCGCCCCAGAUCAAGGUCAUUGAUUUUGGCUCAGCGUGUCAUGAACGACAGACGGUGUACACGUAUAUCCAGUCGCGAUUUUACCGGUCGCCCGAAGUCAUCCUCGGAAUUCCUUACACGUCUUCGAUUGACAUGUGGUCAUUGGGUUGCAUUGCUGUGGAACUCUUUUUGGGGCUACCGCUCUUCCCCGGUACGAGUGAGUAUAAUCAGAUUACCCGGAUCGUAGAAAUGCUUGGGAUGCCCCCAACAUACAUGCUGGAUAUAGGAAAGCAGACGAAGCAGUUCUUCGACUCCUACGUGGAUGUGUAUGGCCAGAAGAAGUACCGCCUCAAAACCUUGGAGCAAUACUCCCGUGAGCACAACGCCAAGGAACAGCCCGGGAAGCAUUACUUCAAGGCCAACACGCUUCCGGAGAUCGUCAACACUGCCCCGAUGCCGACAUUCAAGUCAUCGUCUCGGCAGGGGCACGAGGUGGAAAAAGAAUUGAACAAUCGAGCGUCGUUCAUCGACUUCUGCCAAGGUCUACUCAACCUGAAUCCUAUAGAACGAUGGUCACCCCAGCAGGCUAGGAUGCACCCUUUUAUCACCGGCGAAAAGUUCACUAAGCCUUUCCAACCCAAUGGACACACCGCUGCUCAGAUUACACAAUUGUCGUCCGCGUCAGGCAAUGCAGACCCGAAGCGGCCAUACGGUGGUCUUGUUCCCCAGCAGCCGAAAGGCACCAGAGCAUUCCAGGAUGCAGCGUCAUACAACCAGCAGCUUGCUCAACAUCAAGCUUACACUGCGCAGGCGCAAGCCGCAUCUCAGGCGGCCAAUAGUGUAUUCCGCAACCCGUACAUCACGCAGCAGCAACCUGCUUCCCAGACACAGCAGUCCCAACAACAGCCGCCGCCGCCUCCACUGUCCUACCAGCCGUCUCAGGAAGCACCUGCAGCGUCGUCGUUUCCGGCUCAACAGCCGCAGCAGCACACCUUCUCAUCAUCCCAGUCUGGGCAGCUUAGUGGGCUCAACGCUUCUGGCGCUAGCUACCCGCAGGGGACGGGAAUCAGCGUGACUGGAAUGCUCAACCCAAACCCACCUGCUGCAUCGCACUACCCCCCACCCCAUGCGCGCGCACGGGCCAAUACUAUCAACCAUUCCGAUAUGAUCCCUCCUGCGCUGGCGCGGCUGCAGCACAUGAACCAAGAUGUGAUAGCCGGACGAAACGCAUUGACACCUGUGCUCAACCGGGAUGACGCUAUGCGCGAAUGGGAAAGGCGGCAAGCGGGCAAGCCGAGCGCGGCGCAGCCGUACCCUCAGCUCGAAUAUCUGCAGCAACAGGCUGAGCUUGCUGCUGCAAACGGCAUGUCUGGGUGGGGCGCAUCUACCCGUUACCCGCCGCCGCCUUCCAAGCUGUCACACUCGUACCAACCCACAAUUAUAGUGGACGAUGACAGAAGGGAGGCUGUCAUGUCGAAUGUCCGGACUGCUGCACGCAGCGAGACGAGUGCGAGCGGGUACAAUCCUGCCGCUAUGGUGACUAGUCCGACGCAGGCGUAUGCAGGGAACGCAGCUGGUACCGGUGCACGGUACCCCACAACAUUCCCUUCACAACAGCAGGCCGCGAACCCAUCUUUCGAUCCGCUGACUCAGCGGACAGAUAUCGGGGCGCUGUACGUUCCGAUGCAGCCUGAGCAAUAUCAGUCCUAUGGUGGAGGUGGUGCGGCUCAGGGAGCCAGUAUGUCGUCCUCAAGGCAAGGUCCUCAGACGUCGCAACCGGGUCCGCAAUCCUUCUAUGGUGCAGGUGUGGCUUCGGCCGUGCAAGCUCCGCCGCAGGCAGCUCAACGGAACCCGUUCAAUGCGAGUGACGCGCCGCAACAGCCAAAGGAGUCGAGAAGACUGAGCGGGAUGGAUAUUUGGUCGCGAUGA
Suillus clintonianus is the source of this 2664-nucleotide messenger RNA. RefSeq names its product kinase-like domain-containing protein. NCBI's taxonomy places the organism in Eukaryota, Fungi, Basidiomycota, Agaricomycetes, Boletales, Suillaceae. Gene Ontology annotation, biological process: peptidyl-threonine phosphorylation; peptidyl-serine phosphorylation. Gene Ontology annotation, cellular component: cytoplasm; nucleus. The coding region runs from base 1 to 2664 and encodes 887 amino acids. Gene Ontology annotation, molecular function: protein serine/threonine kinase activity; protein tyrosine kinase activity; ATP binding. The transcript is spliced from 8 exons. The record is from RefSeq and is a predicted model, not a curated record.